AUGGAGGGUUCAAGGGUAACGAACAAGCGCGAUCCGUUCAGCAAUAGGGAGGUUUGGAGUAUUGCGGAGCAGCUGGAUGUUGAUCCGGAGGCGGCGGCGCGGCGCUACGCCCGCAUGGGUCAGAGGGAGCGGGAGCUGAUCCAGGAGCUCCGGUCCGUCUUGGUGGCCAUGGAUCGGGCCUGCGGAAUGAGCAGGAGGGCAGUGCCAGGGCGACGCAUCUCGUACCGCCUGGAGAGGGGUAGGAUCGUGCGGGAGACCCCAGAUGGGGAGCAGAAGCUGCAGGAGGUCCCGACCGACGAAGGCGAUGUGGGAGCAUCGUCGUCAUCUUCAGUCGCCGCCGCUGCCGCCGUGACCAGAUCGGAGGACGGGCUGUGCUCAGCGUUUAGUUCUGCCCGCUUCUAG
Molecule: messenger RNA, 402 nt
Organism: Miscanthus lutarioriparius
Lineage: Eukaryota; Viridiplantae; Streptophyta; Magnoliopsida; Poales; Poaceae
Source: the annotation of a GenBank genome assembly